AUGGAUACUUUCAAUUUAAACAAAUGACGACUGCAGUCGCCUAAAAAUGACGAGCGAGGAAACCACGAUGAGCGAAAACUUUGUGGAGGAUGGCAAAAAUAAAACAAAAUUGUUUUGUGAAAGAUGUAACUCUACUGUUCUCUUGCCAAUGAAGGCAGUAUAUUGUGAAGUUGAGUUUUUCUUGCCUCACAUGAAGAAAAAAACUGAUGGAACCUCAGAAACAGGGGAGACACUUAAGAAGUACUGGAAAGUUGAUGAUAUGUUUGAAUUCGAAAACUUGGGUUUUACAAACACUGUUGAAACAAUAAAAUAUCUCAUCUGUGCAGACUGUGAAAUUGGACCAAUUGGAUGGCAUGACAUAAAUGACAAGAAGGCUUUCUAUAUUGCCCUAGAUCGUGUUAAACAUGCAGAUUAAGUGUAUGUAAAUCAUGCCAUUCUUUAUGGGACCAUAUGUUUGACAAAC
Messenger RNA from Magallana angulata, 463 nucleotides. Its product is annotated as guanine nucleotide exchange factor MSS4-like. The transcript is spliced from 2 exons. Gene Ontology annotation, biological process: post-Golgi vesicle-mediated transport; small GTPase-mediated signal transduction. The record is from RefSeq and is a predicted model, not a curated record. Lineage: Eukaryota; Metazoa; Mollusca; Bivalvia; Ostreida; Ostreidae. Gene Ontology annotation, molecular function: guanyl-nucleotide exchange factor activity; zinc ion binding. Gene Ontology annotation, cellular component: cytosol; membrane. Bases 47 to 415 code for a protein of 122 amino acids.